Molecule: messenger RNA, 1152 nt
Organism: Panicum hallii
Lineage: Eukaryota; Viridiplantae; Streptophyta; Magnoliopsida; Poales; Poaceae
Product: serine/arginine-rich splicing factor RSZ23-like
Exons: 5
Coding region: 153-866 (237 amino acids)
Biological process (GO): mRNA splicing, via spliceosome
Cellular component (GO): nuclear speck
Molecular function (GO): zinc ion binding; RNA binding
Source: RefSeq, a predicted model, not a curated record
UUCCGCCUAAAAUUACACUUCCCUGCCCUCCCCUCUUCUCCUCCGCGGCCGCGGCUCGAACUUAAACCCUAGAGCCGCCCCCCGGCCGCUCUCGCGACCCCAAAUCUCAAAUCACCCGGAGGGAGCACGCGCGCGAAGGCAAGGUUUCGCUCAUGGCUCGCGUCUACGUGGGGAACCUGGAUCCGCGCGUCACGGCGCGGGAGAUCGAGGACGAGUUCCGCACGUUCGGGGUUCUGAGGAGUGUAUGGGUUGCUAGAAAACCACCAGGAUUUGCCUUCAUUGACUUUGAUGACCGCAGGGAUGCACAAGAUGCCAUUCGUGAACUUGAUGGUAAGAAUGGAUGGAGGGUUGAGCUGUCAACCAAAGCUGGUGGUGGACGUGGCCGAGACCGUAAUGGUUCUGAUAUGAAGUGCUAUGAGUGUGGUGAAACUGGUCACUUUGCACGUGAAUGUCGCUUACGGAUUGGUUCCGGAGGCUUGGGUAGUGGAAGGCGCCGGAGCCGAAGCCCUAGAUAUCGCAGUCGUAGCCGAAGCCGCAGCCGCAGCCCAAGAUAUCGGAGGAGCCCAAGCUAUGGCAGAAGGAGCUACAGCCCACGGGAUCGUUCUCCUAGGAAGCGGAGUUACAGUAGGUCUCCACCUCCUCGUGCACGGAGUCCCAGCAGGUCGCCUCCACCUGCUCGUGCACGGAGCUACAGCAGGUCGCCACCACCACCGCCUCCGAGAAACAACAGCAGCAGGUCGCCACCGGCAACCCGAGAACUGAGCAGGUCGCCUCCGCCACCACCUGCAAGAAGGAGCAGGAGCUAUAGCAGGUCCCCAGGGCAGCAGCCCCAGCGUGAUGAGUCCCCAUAUGGCAAUGACGCCUGAGAUCCUUAGCUGCUCCAAGAUGCUGGGAAAAUGUUAGGGGCCCCAGCAUGUUUUUCCCGUGCGCAUUGGUACAACUUCUGUAAUUCUAUAGGAUUCAAAGUCUUGCAUUUCGUUUCAGUGUUUUGUGUUUCCUGGGAGGACACCGCUGCUGAUACAAUUGUGGAGGCAGGAGCCUAUAACGUUUCUGUUUCGAGUUUUGACUGGAUGACAUUGGGCGCUUGUAGUUAAGACAAGAUCUGGUUCCUGUGAGAUUUGUAUUCCUAGAUUGCUUGGAAUUUGGACAAAA